UUGGUGAACGAGCCUCUGUGUCGUGUGUGCUUGUGCGGGUUUAUUCUAUUCCAGGGGCGAGUGUUAUUAUAAGGCCUACAAUUGAAUGCACCUGAGCGAAUAUAUGCUGAAUAAUACAUUUUAACACAUGCUCAUUUGAAGCGUUUCUAGCAAAUAACAAAAUCAACAUAAACAUGGCUGAAUUACCGAUGGGGAAAGGGGUCUCCGCAGGAAAAAUAGCAAGCAAUGUACAGAAAAAAAUUACCAGGGCUCAGGAAAAGACACAUUUAUAGGAUAAUACAGGUAUCCAGGUUUAACCUGUGUCGUUCUCAUCAAUGCAAGGAAGCGCUCUCUCUCUGGUUCUUCAAAAGCUUGGCAAGGCAGAUGAGACUAAAGAUGUGGCAUUUGAAGAGGGUGUGAUCAACUUCAACAAACAGCUAGUCGAGGGUACCAAACUGCAGAAAGACCUUCGGGCCUAUUUGGCUGCUGUGAAAGCCAUGCAUGAGUCUUCUAAACAUCUGUACGAGUGCCUGGAUGAGAUGUAUGAGGCUGACUGGUAUGGCAAAAAGGAUGUGGACUCACUCCUGGAGGAUUCAGACAUCCUUUGGACAGACUUCCAUCAGAAACUUGUGGAUCAUGCGCUUAUAUCCAUGGACACUUACCUGGGCCAGUUUCCUGACAUCAAAGCUCGUAUUGCAAAGCGCGACAGGAAGCUGGUGGACUAUGACAGCGCACGACACAACUAUGCUGCGGUGAACAAAGGCAAGAAAAAGGAGGGGAUCAAGAUCACCAAGCCAGUUUCCCUGCUGGAGAGGGCUGCCCCAGGCUGGGCACAGGGCAUCCUGUCUGCCCAUAACGUGGCUCAAACCAACCUCACCAGGAGUCAGGCAGAGGAAGAGCUGGAAAGAGCACAGAAAGUGUUUGAGGAGAUUAAUAUAGAUUUGCAGGAGGAACUGCCAUCUCUGUGGAACAGUCGUGUUGGCUUUUAUGUGAAUACAUUCCAGAGUAUGGCUGGUCUGGAGGAGAAGUUUCACAGAGAAAUGGGAAAAAUUAAUCAGAAUCUGAAUGAUACGCUGGAGAAAUUAGAAAAUCAAGAUAUGUCCAGAAAAAAAGGUAGCCAAGGGGUGAGGACAUCAGCAGCCCAGAAGAGUGACAGAACACAAGUUGCCAAUCACACGUUGAGCCCAGGAGGACCGCCAGCCAUUCCCAAAUCUCCGUCCAAGCUAAAGCCUUUGGUUCCUCCACCUCCUAAAGUUACUCCAUCAAAGGAUAUGAAGCAGGAGAACAUUAUCAAUCUGUUUGGUGAGGCUGCCACUCCAAACAUCAGUGUCACUUCGCCAUCACAGUAUGAUGCUCCAGCCACUGCUAAUCUGCUUGACAUGGAUCUGGACUCACUUCAGGCUGCCACCACACCAGCCGCACAGACUUGGGAUUCAUGGGAGCAAACACAGAAUGAAGCUGAGGUGCCUCAGACAGGGGACGAUGAUGAUACCCAGCCUGUGCACUUUGGCUGGGGCGAUGAUGGCACUCAGGCUACCUGGGAUGAUGAUGGUAGCCAACCUGUACAUGCUCCGACCGCAUACCCCGCCUGGGAUGAUGAUGGCUCUCAGGGGAAUGUCAGUGAUUCUACCCAGCAGGCCCCCGGGUGUGACGAUGAUGGGGCUCAGGCCACAGAAAAGGCAGCUGUUACAGAAGAGGUGGUGGCUGAAAAUGAAACUGCACAGGCGACCACAGAGAGUGUAGAGAUGCCAGAAUCCUUCCUGUUUAAAGUGAAAACGAUGCACGACUACAAUGCCACUGACUCCGAUGAGUUGGAGUUGAAGGCUGGAGAUGUGGUGCUUGUAAUGAGCUAUGAAAACCCAGAAGAGCAGGAUGAAGGGUGGUUGAUGGGAGUCAGAGAGUCUGACUGGGUUCAGAAUAAAGAUCUUGGGAAAAAAGGGGUCUUUCCUGAAAACUUCACCCAGAGGAUGUGAAAGCCUGUGAUCCGCUUGAUCUUUUGUUAAACCCCUUCUACAUAACUCCUUACUGCUUCCCUUCAAAAAACACUGUACUAGACCAACACAUGCACAGCCACAGGCAGUCUGCUGGUUAUGUUUGUGAAAGCUUUUGACAAGUUAGUAUUUGCAUUGUUUUGGGUGUCCUCACUGUGACUCAUAUUUGACAUGGUGCAAGUUUAAGAAGAUUGCAUCAACCUUUGACUAAAUAAAUGGUAUUCUGUUAACUAGUAACAUACCCAGAGUAAGUCCUUGCUGUAGAUGUUUAUAGACAAGCCACUCUGAACCCUGUCCCAUUUUGUGUGGAGAUGUUUUAGGCCCAAUCCCAAUUCUAUUUUAUACCUCUUCCCCUUCCCCUUCCCAUUGUCCCUUAAAACAGAGUCCCAAGGGGUAGGGGAGAAGAUAUUCCCCUAAGGAUCGGGACACCACUACCAUGACGUCACACGUCAUCAGCGUUUGUCGUCUAGCUCAUACAAUGCACACAUAUGCUGGUGUGCAUUAGAGCCUUUAAUUAACAUUCUGUAUUAAUGAGCUGCUUACUGACACACACACACACACACACAUAUUGGAAAUCGCGCAGCUCACACAUCCAGGAGAGAAUAAACUUGUCAACGCUGCCCCAUGACUUUUAUUAAAUACAGUUUAAAUACUGAAUCGCUACAUUAUAUUUUACAGCGACAAAAGGACACAAUCACUUUGUUUUUAAAUUUGUUUUUAAGUAAACUCACUCUAAAAAGAUAAACGUACAGACGCAAAUACACGCAACCUCCAUUUCUCUCUCUCUCUCUCUCUCUCUCUCUCUCACGAAUAGGCAAUAAUUGAGUAAAUGGUUGAGCGAUUUCUAAUUAUUGGGGGAUUAGUCUACGGCCGUUAUCAUCCUGAUCAGACAUAUGCUGUGGCACUAUCAUGCAGUCUGUAAUGAUAUGACGUUAGCAAAUAUAAGCGAUUUUUUGCAAACAUUUCUUUAACAUGACCGUUAAUAUGAACUCACAAUUGAA
Messenger RNA from Carassius auratus (goldfish), 2971 nucleotides. RefSeq names its product myc box-dependent-interacting protein 1. NCBI's taxonomy places the organism in Eukaryota, Metazoa, Chordata, Actinopteri, Cypriniformes, Cyprinidae. Bases 315 to 1952 code for a protein of 545 amino acids. Gene Ontology annotation, molecular function: phospholipid binding; tau protein binding. The record is from RefSeq and is a predicted model, not a curated record. Gene Ontology annotation, cellular component: cytoplasm; synaptic vesicle; plasma membrane. The transcript has 21 exons.